This is a messenger RNA of Penicillium cinerascens, 1224 nucleotides long. Its product is annotated as CUE domain-containing protein. Gene Ontology annotation, cellular component: cytoplasm. The transcript has 5 exons. Gene Ontology annotation, biological process: ubiquitin-dependent protein catabolic process. The coding region runs from base 1 to 1224 and encodes 407 amino acids. Gene Ontology annotation, molecular function: ubiquitin conjugating enzyme binding; ubiquitin binding. The record is from RefSeq and is a predicted model, not a curated record. NCBI's taxonomy places the organism in Eukaryota, Fungi, Ascomycota, Eurotiomycetes, Eurotiales, Aspergillaceae.
AUGUCGGAGGAGGAAAAGACUUCCACUCCCAGCAAACCUUCCGCGGUGGCGCCUAACAGCCUCCGCGCCGAGUCGCCGACCACUGCACGGCCCUUGGACUUUGACGAUGAGCCCCAGGAUCAAAGUGCUCAGUCCGGCGCUGCCGCGACUGCCCAGCAAAGCGCCCAGCAGAACGCCACCGAGACGCCCCCAGUUGCCCCGCCAAAGCCGCCCCGGCCUCUGGGCCCGAGAGAACAGUCUGAAAACACACUUAAAGAGGCUUUCCCUACCGUUGAGCCUGGCGUGAUUAAAGCUAUUCUUACUGCGAGUAACUGGAAUGUUGAGCGGGCAUUCAAUGCGCUCCUCGGCAUGACCGACCCAACUGCGCAAGAGGAUAUGGUUCCUCCCCCAAAACCUCCCCGUCCGUCUCAGCAGGCUACUUCUACCACCCAGAGACAAUUGGAGUCUGACGAAAUGUAUGCGCGCCAACUCGCCGAGCAUUACAAUGCUUCAGGACGCAGGGCGCCUGCUCCGGGAUGGGAGAACGAUCCGCGGUACCGCCAGCCUAGAGGAAGCGAGGAUUCAGAGGAGAAAGAUUACAACUUCUUUGACGAUGAUCUACCUGCGAUCCGUGAAAACCUCCGGAAGGGGUUCCUGGAUACACAGACAAAGGUCAACUCGUGGGUCACAAAUUUGAAGAAGAGAAUUGAUGGAGACGAGGUGGACGAGGAACCCAACCAGGACUAUGAGCAGUCCUCGCCUUACGGGCGCCCACGACCCAGUGGUGAUAUGGGCCGUCGCAGUGGAGAUCGCGAGCGCUAUGAUGCAGAUCCGCAGGUGCUAGGCGAUGACUUUUCUGGUCUUGAACUGAGAGAUUCUGAAGCUCCCCCGCCUCGUCCGCCUCGCCCUGGGAACCAGAACCUGCAGAAGACCUCGUCGCUAUCGCCCGAUAGGCGGAAGGUGUCGUUCCAGGAUGGCCCACCCACGGACAUUGAUACCGGCAAGCGCUCGUCCUCAACGAGCAAAUCCAGCAAAUGGCAGCCUCUGGCUACAGUUGAGCCGUCUCCCGUCGUCGAGAACGACCCGUUCAGCCUUGGUGAUAGCGAUGACGAGAAGGAAACCAAGUCCAAGGAGCAGACCACCGUGCCGGAGAGUGAACAUCUCAAAAAGGCCACCGAGGAGGCCAUGUCUGGCGAGAUGGGCUCCUCCAAGGACAAGGACGGCAAGACCGAGGAGUCGAAAUAA